This is a messenger RNA of Cuscuta campestris, 2288 nucleotides long. Lineage: Eukaryota; Viridiplantae; Streptophyta; Magnoliopsida; Solanales; Convolvulaceae. The record is from the annotation of a GenBank genome assembly.
ACCCUUCAGGCCUCCUCCAUCAUCCUUGCCUCCUUUGUUCCCUUUCUGUCCUUCCAAAGCAGUUUUGCAGUCUUCCUCCGAGAUCCCUCUCUGCAAAGCUUAGUUUGGCAUUGUGUGAAAAGGGUAUAAAGCUGUGUACAAAUCAGUGAACAAAACAUGAGGUGGCUCGGCCUCCCGAUUCACGUAUUCUGUUAUGUUAUCUCCUUGAACUUAUUCUGCAGGGUGAUUUUGUAAAAGAAAACUCAUUUAUUCCGCGUAAACUAUUCUAAACCAAUACUCUCUCAUCACUAUAACUGUCUGAUCAUCCAUGGAUCCCCAUCACCUAUACUUCUCUGCUUGUUAUAUCUACAUGAUUAGCUAAAACCUGAAAUUGUAGCCUUUGGGUUUUCCACUUCUUGUUUGAGUUUUUGCUGCCCACCCGUUUCAUAAAAAAAAUUGAUCUUUUGUCGUCUUCUUUGACCACCCCUUCUAUUGGAGUUAUUACUGCCCACCCAUUUCAUAAAGACUUGAUCUUUUGGUUUCUUUUUUGACCACCCAUUUUAUUGGAGUUUUUACUGCCCACACUUUGCAUAAAGAAUUGAUCUUUAGGUGUCUUGUUUGAUCACCCCUUCUAUUUGAGCUUCAAACAGGCAUCACGGUUUGGUUCUUCUUAAGCUGAUUUGAAAAGAUUGUAAGAAGUUAUGGCGUGCCAAGCGGCAAGUCAGACAAAUUUUCGGGCCUUAAAACACGAGAGUGGGAUUCCUGGACGAGCAACCAUUGUAGUUAGAGUCAUAGCAUGCUUCCAACCUUUGCAGAAUUGCCAGGCCGAGUACUUCCGCCAGUUGCUUAAACCCGUCACGUAGAUUAUCUCUGUGCUUCCAUUGUUGUGCUAACUUUGAAAGUUUUAUUAUUAUUUUUCUUUAUUUUAUCUCUUGUUGAAAUUUGCAUCGGUACCCGGACCACAAGCAUCAAUCUUUGCACGGUUUUAAACUUGACUGAAUGGUUACGGGCAGUGUACCGCAGCCACCUUACUCGCAGCUUCCUGCAUGGAAUCCAAACCAUGUAUCUGCCCUCUUACAGCUUGGGCAGCCGGUUAAUCUGCCCUUUUUCGCAGAUCCUUUUCCAUUCACCCCUGUUUCUCAAGGGGUUUCGACUCUGCUCCAUGGCUCUUCUCGUGAUCAAGAAGCAACUCGGCAAUAUCAAAGAGAAGAAGCUCAAUAUCCCAUUGCAGGGAGAAAAAGACAUGUUACGGCACUUGAUGGCUCUUCUCAGAAAAAAAUUCUGAUAUUCGACCAGUCUGGGGAUCAAACUAGGCUGUUCUUCGGUCCUUCGUUCUGUCAGAAGGACCAGAAAACAUUCCAUGAUUACAAUAAGAACAACAAUCAUCUGAAACACAUUGUUGAAGAACAGCAGAAUAUGAAUGUGACCUCUCAAAGUAGCUGUAAAGAAAGCGAAGAUUCCGAAGAUAUUGAUGCCUUACUAUACUCAGACAGCGAUGACGAAGAAGACGAUGAUGUCACUAGCACGGGUCACUCCCCAUGCAUAGAUGAUCAUCAUCACAAGCAAUACACAGAAAUCACAGAUGAAGGUGUUGCCAGCUCCGAUGAUAUCCGUUCCUCAAAAAGGCAAAGACUGCAUGAUGAUGAUGACGAGAACUCAUUUACUGACGCUGUAAAAUUGACAAAACUGCCUUUAACCCGCGGUAAAAAACACGACGAAGAGGGGUUGGGUUGCUCUAAUCGCACCCCAGAUGACAAAAACAACCCGGUAAAGUCCCGCAAAACUGCAGGGUCCGGGGAGGGGGACUGUACCCUAUGUAGAUGUAGAGAGGCUGUUUCCAAGAGACCUUCAGCUGAGGGCAACAACCCAGAUGAAAGCCAUGAAAAUGGUGAGGAUAAAAAGGUCAAAAUCCAGAAAACUCUGAGGAUCUUGAGGGGUUUGAUUGCGGGUGUGAACAGUGAUGACCCUUUGGUGGUCAUAGAUGAGGCAAUUAGUUACCUCAAGCUUUUGAGGAUGAAAGUGAAAAGAAGACAUGGGGGGGAAAGUUCAAACCUUUGACUUGUUGACCAAAGGGAGAUGAUUAAAGGCGUGUUUGGUGGCAUGUUUAACGGUGGUGGGUGAUUGAGUGCAUGCGUGUAUGGGGGGGGUCCCACAGCUCCUCCAUUUGUAGAUGAAAAAGGAAAGCCAUUAAUCUAAUCUUGUCUUCAAGUCUGUUUUUUUUUUUGAUAAAUAAAUGUAUUGUUUAAAGUUUGGCGUGCGGUGUUUUUUUAGGAUAGUUGAUCUGUUAUGGGACCCACUUUGUGUUGGGU